Messenger RNA from Ornithodoros turicata, 1543 nucleotides. RefSeq names its product serine/threonine-protein kinase pim-3-like. Gene Ontology annotation, biological process: negative regulation of apoptotic process; protein autophosphorylation. The coding region runs from base 349 to 1275 and encodes 308 amino acids. Gene Ontology annotation, molecular function: protein serine/threonine kinase activity; ATP binding. The transcript has 6 exons. The record is from RefSeq and is a predicted model, not a curated record. Gene Ontology annotation, cellular component: cytoplasm. Lineage: Eukaryota; Metazoa; Arthropoda; Arachnida; Ixodida; Argasidae.
ACGCUUUCAUCGAUCCGUUCUUGCUUAACUUUGCAAUGUAGACUCAAAAUAAGCUUCUACUAAUUUCAAAACAGUAAGUUAUGUGACUAGAGGUUGUUUUAAAGGGGUUUGUUCUUCGCCAAAGGGCAGACGUCUGGAAUCACGAUCUGGAAUUCCCAAGCGCGCGGUGGCGCCGCGGAGUGGUACAAAUCGUUUGCCGCCCUCUCCGUUGAUCUCUGGAGUUCCGCGCCAAGGCAUUUCAUAGUAGGUUGCGUUCGUUGGUAUUCGUUGCGUCGAAUAUUUCAGCAUCCGUAGUCUCAAAACAAACCCGGAGUUGUUUCUGUUUGGUGGACAUUCAUCGGAUUACAAAUGGUAGGACGACGGCUGACCAUGUUGUGGGAGCGCCAAGCCCAACAAGAGAAGAACACCAGUUGUUUUGAAAAGAACUACCGAAUCGGCCAUCUGCUUGGAAAGGGCGGCUUUGGCACAGUGUACGCGGGUACACGCAAUAGGGACAAUCUUCCCGUGGCUAUCAAGCAUGUAUCAAGAGCAAAGGUGUCUGAAUGGGGAACGUUGAACGGACAACGUGUCCCUCUGGAAAUUGUGCUUCUUCGCAAAGUGGCUCACGUCUCUGGAGUAAUUCGUCUUCUGGAUUGGUACGAACGUCCGGAUUCCUUCAUAUUGAUCAUGGAGCGACCAGAAACAGUGAAGGACCUUUUCGACUACAUCACCGAAAAGGGCGUGUUGGAAGAGACAUUGUCGCGUCUGUUCUUCAAGCAGAUCGUCGAGUGUGUGGUUGCUUGCCAUAAAGCUGGAGUCAUUCACCGUGACAUCAAGGACGAAAAUAUUCUUGUGAAUCUCAAGACGCUGACCGUAAACCUCAUUGACUUCGGCUCAGGAGCUAUACUCCGUGAUGGGGUUUACACCGAAUUCGAUGGCACCCGGGUGUACAGUCCUCCGGAAUGGAUUCAGCGCAACCGUUACAAUGGACGCGCGGCUACAGUGUGGUCUUUGGGCAUCCUUCUGUACGACAUGGUUUGCGGCGAUAUUCCCUUCGAGCGAGACGAGCAGAUCCUCCGCGCAGAAGUGCACUUUCGCAGGAAGUUGUCUCCCAUGUGUGAAGACUUGAUCCGGAGGUGCCUCUCACUGUGUCCCGCAUCACGUCCUACGUUGGAAGACAUCCUUCAACACGAGUGGAUGGUGGCAGAGGAGCUGGACAGCACAGUGUCUGAGAGUAUUCCUGUGGUUCGACGACAAGAUGAGGAAGACUCUUCAGGCAGUCAGGACAGUAUUUGAUGACUGUGCACCGUAGUGGCUCAAAAUUCGCCGCCUGUGAUAGUGUCGCCCAAAGAGUGGCUGCUGCCCUAUUUAAUUUAGCCAUGUGUACAUAGUGUGCAUACCUAUAAAGACAUGUAUAUAGCUCACCCAUCAUUCAGUUUUUAAUGUUUAAUUUAUUACCCAUAUUAUUUAUCACUCUUUUGCAUGUACAGAGGCUGUACAGAUGGUUCCAGAUGUUAUUUUUGUAUUAAAUUUUUAAAAAUAAAUGCAUUUUGUCUCAUUUCAA